ACGCUGCUGAUGGCACACGCGCUGCGCCGCAUCCUGUACAGCACCUGGAGGCUCCCCGACCGCCAGUUCGCCUUCGUGGCCCGCAACCCCCACAGCCCCCCCAGCACCCUCUUCUGCCACCUCUUCGUGGGGCUCCCGGGAGAGGUCCAGACCCUGCACCUCCUGCUCUGCCGCUCCUUCCAACUCUGCUACCUCCUGGCGCACCCCGAGGAGCAGGCGGGCGAGGGGGAGCUCCCGGGGCCGGGAGUGCUGCUGGAGCCCCUCAACCCCGAGGAGGUGUCACGAAAUGUCAACGCCCUCGUGUCCUUCCGGCGCCUGCCCGCGCCCGGCGGCCUCGGCCCGCUGGGCACCGGGGACCGGCGGCCGGAGGCAGAGGGGAGAGCCUGGCGCCCGGGGAACCCCUACUGCUCGCCGGUGCUGGUGCGCAAGAAAGCCAUUCGGAGCAAAGUGCUGCGCUCGGGAGCCUACCGGGACUGCGGGGGCGAGGGACAGCUCCACCAGCAGCCCCGCGACGCCGCGGCGGCGGGAGGGGAAAGCAAAGGGGCGAGGAGCUUGGCCUUCCUGCCCGAGAACGAGAGCGUCCUCGCCGAGAGCGUGUGGGCCUUCGCCGGCAUCGCCAGGGCCGCCGGGGUCGCGCUGCUGCGGCGGGACGUGCCCGGCUCCUUCCUGCUGCGCGCCGAGCCCGGGCUGCCCAAGCGCUGGUGCCUGUGGGUGCGGGCGCCCUGCGGAGUGGUGUGCUACGGCGUGCUGCGGACACAGCACGGCCGCUUCUGCGUGGAGCACUCCAACGCCGAGUUCGCCAGCGUGGCCGCCCUCCUGGCGCACUACUCCGGGCCACCGGGGGGCUGCUUCUGCCGCCUGGCCCCUGGCCGACGCAACCCCGGCUACGAGGAGCGGGACCCCGGUGGCGGGGCCAGCGCCGGGCCGGGGGAGGCCGCCUGGGCCCCCGCCGCCCCCACCGGGGUGCAGCACGAGCGGGGGUAGGCCCGGCCCUCCCUGCAAGGCUGUCCCCGGCACCCCCGGCUUUCACUCGCUGCCUGCCUUAUCCCCCGGCCGGGCUGGCCGCGCCUCCCGCAAUAAAGGCUCUCGUGCAUCGGA
Molecule: messenger RNA, 1098 nt
Organism: Haemorhous mexicanus (house finch)
Lineage: Eukaryota; Metazoa; Chordata; Aves; Passeriformes; Fringillidae
Gene: SH2D5
Product: SH2 domain containing 5
Exons: 6
Coding region: 10-984 (324 amino acids)
Cellular component (GO): postsynaptic density
Source: RefSeq, a predicted model, not a curated record